Messenger RNA from Cajanus cajan (pigeon pea), 1091 nucleotides. NCBI's taxonomy places the organism in Eukaryota, Viridiplantae, Streptophyta, Magnoliopsida, Fabales, Fabaceae. The record is from RefSeq and is a predicted model, not a curated record.
AGAGGUUAAAGAAGCGCCACUGGAAUUGCGCCGUGUGUUACUGUUCCUUUUCUUUUCCUUUCUUCACUUUCUCAUUCUCAUCUCAACUCAUUCCUCUGUUUCACUUUGAGACAACACAACACAUGGCUUCCUCCUUCGCACCUGGUACCACCAAAGCCGCCACUAAUCUCUGUCUCACACACUCUUCCCGUCUCUCUCCUAAACCCAACAACCUACGCUUUCACACCCCCAACAAGCCUGGUCAUGUGCUGUUAUGCCCAAGGGUUAAGGCCCAAUUAAAAGAGGUUUCCCUUGAUGGUUCCUCCAAUGCGCCUCCUCCUAACAAAGAAAAAUCAGACAAGGAACCACCCAUGAAACCUUCAGCUGAAUCAUCUUCUUCGGUCCUGGCAACACAAGAGUCUGUCUCUCAGUUUAUUAAUCAAGUUGCAAGUCUUGUCAAGCUUGUUGAUUCAAGAGACAUUAUGGAGUUGAAGAUGCAGCAGCAUGAUGUAGAAAUAACAAUCAGGAAAAAGGAGGCUAUGCCUCAACUGCAACCUGCAGUGGUGUAUUCAACCCCUCCACCAGCGAUGCCCCUUCCACCUGUUGAAUCGGCUUCUCCUCCAACAUCUGCUCUAGCUCGCCCUUCCCCUACACCAGCUUCUCCCCCUGCUGUCAAGUCAACUAAGUCAUCACAUCCGCCUCUUAAAAGCCCCAUGGCAGGGACAUUCUACCGAAGUCCUGCACCUGGUGAACCUCCAUUUGUGAAGGUUGGAGACAAAGUAAAGAAAGGGCAAGUGGUAUGCAUCAUUGAGGCAAUGAAAUUGAUGAAUGAAAUAGAAGCUGAUCUGUCAGGAACUAUAGUUGAAGUCAUUGCGGAAGAUGGCAAGUCUGUUAGCGUUGACGCUCCCCUAUUUGUGAUUGAACCAUAGAGCUCAGAGUAUUGAAGUAAAAUAUGCAGUUUGGUAGUUGAAGUGUGAGGCUCAUCAACCCCCCUAGGAGGUCUAGGAAGAUUUUGUUCUAAGUUGGGAUGACACAGUUGAGAAAAAUUCUUGUUUACAAUGGUUGUAUUCCUUAUUUUUCGCUUCUACAUGAUUGCCCUAUGUUCUAGUGAA